This is a messenger RNA of Closterium sp. Naga37s-1, 1420 nucleotides long. Lineage: Eukaryota; Viridiplantae; Streptophyta; Zygnematophyceae; Desmidiales; Closteriaceae. The record is from the annotation of a GenBank genome assembly.
AAAGGGGAGUGAAGGAAUGGCUGGAGUUGACCUCUCAGGGUUCACAGGCCGUGGUGGCUUCGCUUCUGCUGGACUUUCAACGUUCACACCACCUGUUUCCAGCCUCACAGCACCUGCAGGGCUGAUAGCACCUGGUGGUAUGGCAGGAGAAGUUGGAGGGAUGGCAGUAGGUGCUCUGCGUGGGCUGUCAUGUCCCUCACAGGUUCUUGUGGCAUCAGCAGCAGCAGCACCAGCAGUACCAGCAGCAGCAGCAGGAGCAGCUGUAGCAGCAGCAGCACCAGCAGCAACGGCAGCUGCUAUGACUGCACCAGCUUCCACAGCUGUUGUUUCUGCUCCCACCGAUCCCAUUUCUGCCCCUCAUCCUUUUUCUCCUGCUCCUGCUACUCCUGUUCCCCCUGCUGUUCCUACUGCUCCUGCCACUCCUGCUGCUCCUACCGCUCCUGCUUCAUCCCCCCCUCAGUCUGCGUCCCCUGAUGCACCUGCUGCUGUGGCGUUGGCACAUGGGGAGGGCAAGGACUGGUGGAUGGGGCAUAACAACAGCAACGGCAGAUCUGCAGCUUCCCCUUUAGGUUCAUCUCCGUUAGUAGCAUCUCCUUUACAAGGAUCUCCGCUAGGAUCCCCGACUACUGCAGUGCAGGCUGAUGUUUCUGCUUCCGAUGCUGCGGCUUCUGCUGUGGCUGAGUCACAGAGCCAAGCUGUGAAUGACUGUGAGGGCAAUGGGAAGCACCAUGCUGAUUCCCAUGCUGCAGACGGGCGUGCUACAAACGGAUGUGCUACAAACGGAUUUGCGACAAACGGGUGUACCCAUACAGGCAACAGCAAAGGGCAGCAGCAGAGGGUGGACUCACUAGACUCAGCAGAAGUGAAGCACAUUUACGGAGCCAUCACCCCUCUCUUUCAGGGAAACACCGCCGCCCCUUUCCAUCCCGGGACAAUCUUCCCUCUUCAUCCCCAUCAUAGUUCUGACAUCUCCUCCCACAUGCCUGGGCCCUCGCCCUUCCCAGACCAUUCUCACCCUUCCGAGCCUGGGUUUGUCCGCUCCCAGUCCUCCCUCCUCCCCCCAUACAGUCACCCGAAUGCCCUCUCGCGCGGCCUUUCUCUCUGCGAUAAGCAGUCGGCGUCAGCUGUUCACCACGCCCUGCUGGACCUCUUUGAUCUGAACAACGACUUAUCGAGGCGAGACCAUGGCUUAUCACGGCCCGAGCACCACUUAUCGCAGCCGCAGCAGGAGCUAGCAAGGGCAGGGAAGAACCUUUCACAGCCAGAGGAGGGUGCCAGUGGUAUCAUGGAGAAUUGUCAACAAACCGCUCCUCCCCAUUCUCCCCCUCUCAUUCCUCCCUUCCCUCCUACUCCUCCAUCAUCGCGACUUGAGCGAUCCAGUAAAGUGAGCCUGGAGCUGCUGCUGCAGGAGAAGGUGUGA